GCCGGAACUGUCGUCACCAACAGCGAGCAGCACCACUUGACGGCAGGAGCUGACACAUUGUUUGGGAAAACAACAACGUGACUUAUAGAUUCAUCAAUUCUGAUCUACUUUACAACUCGCUACUUUACAACGCAACCGCGGUCUCAAUCAAAAGUAACAUAUUUCAUCGGUGUCGGAGAAGAUGGAUGGUUCAAUAAAGGUUAUUACCAAUCCCACUGUCAAUGUGCGCCUCACGACCACCAUAUCCUCCUUUGAGGUGAACCGAAGGUUUGAUCGCGGCAUCACCAUCGCAGAACUCAAGGGCAAACUGGAGAUGGUGGUGGGUGCCCUUGCCUCCAGCAUGGACCUGGAGUUGUUCAGCACGUCGGACCAAUUGUUGCAGAAGAUGGACAACGACAACGCUUUACUGGGCUCUUAUCCUGUGGAUGACAACUGCAGAAUACAUGUUAUUGAUCGAAGUGGGGGCCAGUUGGGAGAGUUUACCGAUGUCACCCAAGUGGAGAAAUUUGCUCUGUCAGACGAUGCUUAUGAACAGAGAGCAGAGUCGGCAAGAUCCUUCAUGAAGAAGCAGUCCCUCGGCCGUUACAAUGAGGAGGAGGCGGCCAAGAAGAAAGCUGAGAGCAUCGCAAAGGAGAAGGAACAGAAGGCGGCGGCUGAAGCCAUUUCUGUGGGCAGCCGAUGCCAAAUCCAAGUCCCUGGGCAGCCCACAAAGCUUGGCACGGUCAUGUUUGUUGGCACCACCGAUUUCAAGCCAGGCUAUUGGGUGGGUGUCAAGUACGACGAGCCGUUGGGGAAGCACGAUGGCAGUUGCAAGGGGAAGCGCUACUUUGAGUGUGAGAAGAACUACGGGGUGUUCGUGAAGCCACUGAAUGUGAUUGUGGGAGACUUUCCAGAGGAGGAUUACGGUUUAGAUGAGAUGUAGAACUGCGAGGUGUCAAGAGAUGAUGGAAGGACGUUGGCAAGAACCCGUUUUCUCGGCUUGGCUUUUCCAAUAGGCAUGAACCGCAAAUAGUUGACGUUGAAUUAACAGGUUUUUGUUUUAGCUUGAAAUUUCCCAUAUUCUUGCCGAUGCAGUAGAAAUAGCAAAGGCCUAUACUGUAUCAUCUUGGUUUUGCAGGAUUUGGUUGCAUAUGAUUUUUUUUUUUUUUAACAUUACUCCCUUGUGUAUUUCCGACGUACCUGUUGAAUCGCAUCAUUUGAAAAAAUAUCCCAUCUUAUCCCUUGCUUCAUGCCAGCGUGUAUGAAAUAUGUAUUGUGUAUUCAUACUAUGUGUGUGUACCACAGGAAGAUAUUUGUUUCCAAACAAUUUGUUUGUGUUAAGCAAUCAACAUCAAGCCUCCAUGUAGAUACAUUUUCCUCUUAUUUUUAUAUUAAUGAAUUCCUCUCAUUGAAAAUGUUUGCACUAUCAA
Molecule: messenger RNA, 1409 nt
Organism: Syngnathus typhle (broad-nosed pipefish)
Lineage: Eukaryota; Metazoa; Chordata; Actinopteri; Syngnathiformes; Syngnathidae
Gene: tbcb
Product: tubulin folding cofactor B
Exons: 7
Coding region: 182-922 (246 amino acids)
Biological process (GO): cytoplasmic microtubule organization; post-chaperonin tubulin folding pathway; tubulin complex assembly
Cellular component (GO): cytoplasm; microtubule plus-end; nucleus
Molecular function (GO): alpha-tubulin binding; microtubule plus-end binding
Source: RefSeq, a predicted model, not a curated record